This is a messenger RNA of Argiope bruennichi, 4229 nucleotides long. Its product is annotated as oxysterol-binding protein-related protein 11-like. Gene Ontology annotation, cellular component: cytosol; membrane; intracellular membrane-bounded organelle. The coding region runs from base 29 to 2158 and encodes 709 amino acids. The record is from RefSeq and is a predicted model, not a curated record. Gene Ontology annotation, molecular function: sterol binding. Lineage: Eukaryota; Metazoa; Arthropoda; Arachnida; Araneae; Araneidae. The transcript is spliced from 21 exons.
UUAAAUAUUUCUUUUACUGAAUUCAUCGAUGGCAGCUGUUGCAUUACCGACUAUGGCGAAUUCAUCUAAAGCAGACGAUAUUAAUGUUUUGAUUAAUGAUGUUCCUGAAUUAACUGAAGAUGAGAAAGUUGCUUUAAUCACAGCCAUGAAAAAAGCACAAGAACUCGAUGCACAGGAACAAAAUAAAAUGAAUCGACCUUUAGAAGGACAACUUUAUAAAUACACAAAUGUUGUUAAAGGAUGGCAGUAUCGAUGGUUUAUACUAAAUCCAGAAACUGGUAUUUUAGAAUAUUAUAUGCUUGAUGAAGUUAAGAAAAAAAGGCCCCGGGGAGCUAUAUUUUUAGCAGGUGCUGUUGUUUCUCCAAGUGAUGAAGAUGGACAGUCAUUUGCUAUCAGUGCUGCAUGUGGAGAAUUGUAUAAAUUAAAAGCCAAUGAUCCAAAAGAAAGACAGUUUUGGGUAAAUAGGAUAAGAGCUGUUGCUGAGCAUCAUACUAAAAACAUUGCUGAAAAAAAUCCUCCUCUGCCUCCCAGAGAACAUAGGUCUCCAUUAUCAGUCAUCGAUUUAAGGACAGCUGCUCCAGGAACUGAAAUGCAGUCAACUUGGUAUUCUGGGUUUAAUAGUAACAGUAUUAUUGAUUCACAUCCAACAAGAAGAAAAUCAGGUCGGAAAAGUAAAAAUAUUUCCUCAUCUCAACAGACAAAUAUUCAAUCAUCAGGUUCAGUGACAGAAGCACUAAAUAAUGUUCGUGAUAUGUUAAGACAGACAGAUUCAUUAGCUACUCUUCUAUCAAAAAGAAUUGAGGACUUACCUCAUGUUGGAAAUGGUCCAAAAUGCUGUGAUACUAAUUUGUUAUUGCUCAAAGCUACUUCUGCUGCAACACUACUUACUCUGCAGCAAUGUUAUUCUGUUCUCCAGCAUCAACAAGUUGCAAUAAAUUUUCCCAAACCAGUAGUUGAAUAUAAACCAGAAGUAUUUCUAACCAGGAGGAGCUUAUCUGAACAAAGUACAGGCUCCCAAAGAUCUAGAGAAGCAUCUAUAAAUGUUGACCCAAGUGGUGAAAUCUCAGACAAUGAGGAAGUUGAAGAAAAAGCAGCUUCUAUUGAAGGAGAGAGGCACUCUAUACUAAUGAAUUUAAUGUCUCAAUUGAAACUUGGUGUUGAUUUGACUAAUAUUGUUUUGCCUAGUUUUAUUUUGGAGCCUCGCUCUGUGUUAGAAAUGUUUGCAGAUUCCUUCAGGCAUCCAGAUCUAUUAGUGCGGAUUCCUGAUUGUUCUACUCCUGAAGAUCGCAUGGUUGCAGUAGUUCAGUGGUUUCUAACAGCAUUUCAUGCAAGCCGUGAGUCAUCAUCAUCAAAAAAGCCAUUUAAUCCCAUUAUUGGAGAAAUGUUUCGAUGCUCAUGGAAUCUGUAUGAUGAUAAGGAAAAUGAAAACCUUGAAAAUAUGUAUAAAGUUACUUAUGUUUCUGAGCAAGUUUCUCAUCAUCCACCUAUCUCUGCAUUUUAUGUUGAAUGUCCAAAAAAGAAAAUUUCUGUAGAUGCUCAUAUAUGUAUAAAAUCAAACUUCUUGACAUCAUAUGUUACUGUUAAUUUCACUGGAGAAGUGUCUCUUCAUCUUCUUACAUUUGGUGAAACAUAUGUUUUUACCUUACCUUGUGCCUAUUUGCGUUGUAUACUUACUGUGCCUUGGAUAGAAUUAGGUGGUCGUGUACCUAUAACUUGUGCUGCAACUGGUUAUAAUGCAUCCAUUACAUUUCAAACAAAACCUCAGCAAUCCGGUAUUCCACAUAAAAUUUCUGGAGAAAUCAAAAAUAUGGAUGAAAUUGUAUAUCGGAUUACUGGUGAAUGGAAUAAUAUUUUACAGUUUACUUCAGCAGAUGGUACAGGAAAAGUACAGGAAAUAAAUGUACUAGAACUUAAAAGAUUUCACAAACAUGUUAGACCCUUAGAUCAACAAGAUGCUUUUGAAUCUCGAAAAUUAUGGCAACAUGUAACUAAAGCUCUUCUUGAAGAAAAUUAUGAAAAAGCCACAACUGAGAAACAAAAGCUUGAGGAAGAACAACGAGAAGAAGAAAAGAAACGCUUGGAAUCAAAUACAGAAUAUGUUGGAAAACUUUUCUUCAAAGAAAAUGACAUCUGGAAAUACAAAUACCCUCUAACAUAGCCCAAAUAUUUAAGUGAGAAUAACUUGUUGAAAUGGUGAAUGUUGGAAGCUCCUGUCUUCCUCUAGUCGUACAUUAAGAUGUUGAAUUUUCUCAAACUAUGAUGGUUGCAUAUAUAUAUACAACUGUUUCAUUUGUUCUCUUAACAGAAAUACUCAUUCUUAGGUUAUUGGUAAAUUACAUAAUUUUGUCUCUUCAUGAAAAAUAAUUAUGGGAUCAUUUUCAAUCAUGUUUUUGUAAUUUUAUAGCAUCAUUUUUUUAUAAUUUAAUUUACUACUUAUGCAGUACAAACAAUAAGUGCAGCUAUUAGUAUUAUGGAAUAUGAAAAGGAAAGUAUUUCUAAAAUUGUCUUUAGUUCGCCAUUAUAGUUUUGUAUGAAUUUGCUCAUUUUUAUUUCAUUAAUCUAAGAAAGUAUUAUUGAAUGAUUUCAGAUUUGUUUCUUCAUUCUUAAGCAAGCUUUAUAUUUAAUUAGUUUUUAAAAAAAUGUAAUCUUGCUUUUAUUCAGAAUAAAUAUGUAUUUCAGUGUUUAUUCAUAACAUUUCUUAAUUGUUUUACUGUUGAGUUUUUAUUAAUACUAUUAUUUUGCUAUGCAUGGGAUUUGUUACAUAUUCCUUUUCCAAUUGUUGGGGGGGGGGGGGCGAAUAAUUUCAAAAUAUUACUUUUAAUUAAUUGUAAAUAAUUCUUCAAAUUGAAUAUAAGAAAUUAAUAUUAUUUUGAAUAAGAAAAAAAAUUAAUUAUAUUCUGAUGUGUACUUAUUUAUUUUAACAUAAAUAUUCUUUUAUAUUUUCUGACAAGAUCUUUAAAAAAAAAUUAUUGACUACUUCUUAAUUCAAAACACUAGUAAAUUUACUUAUAGUUUCAAUUUAAUUAGAUCAUUAUUUUAUCAUUUUUGUUACACCUUUUUUUCUUCUAAACUUUGUGAAAUUUUUAAAAAGGUUUUUUGGCUUUGCAUAGUAAAUUUAUUGUAUUUCUUAACAGAAUGAAAUAAUUAGAUCCAUUGAAUAACAAUCAAUAUUUUUACUUUAAUUGAUACGAUAUUGUAAAAUGAGAGAUAUUAUGAAGUUUAAGCAUAUAUAAAUUAAACUGACUUUAUAUUAAUGCAAAUUAGUUUUAUAUAAAAAUUGUUUAAAUUGGUAUUUUGAAUUUGUUUUGAUUAUUAUUUUCUAAAUAUUAAUUCCUAUUUUUAAUGUGGGUGCUAUUAAGAGAACUGUGCCAAAACUAAUUGUUGCACUACUGCAUAUGAUUCUUUAAGUCGUAUGGAACUGUAUUGUUUUUUUAUAUAUGUAAUGAAGAAUGAUUACAUUCUUGUAUAAUUUGUUUCAUAACUUUUGAUAAAAUUGUGUUAAUUGAACAAACGUUGUUAAAGUGUGAGAAGUAAGCAGUUGUGAUAUCUUCUUUUUUAUUUGCCUUCAUUUAAGCAAAAAAUGACAUUUUGAAAGCUAAUUUAAGGAUUUUAAUGAUUCCCGAAUUUUUUUCUUUGAAUGAAUCAAAGUAUUUACUGGUCGAUUUAAAAGCUAUUCUUGCCAUUUUAUGCUCUUCAUAUCUAAGUCUUUUAAUAUGGAUCUUUUUAAAAUUGCCAUUUAUCAAAGAAUUCAUUUGAUGAUAAAUAUUUACCAUUUAUUUUUCAGUUUAAUUCAAAGUCAUGUAUUUUAAGCAUAAGUUCCAAAAAUAAUUAUUCAUUAUACUAUUCUUUUAUUUAAAAAUAUAUAAUAUAAAUUAUAUUUUACCGGGAAAUGGCAUGUUUAUAGCUUUGUGUUUGAACCUGUUUUAAUAUUUUAAUUGUCUUUACAUGUUAAGUGAAUACUUUUAAUUUGCUUAAUUUACCCUUUCUGUGAAAUAUUUUAUUAUAUUUGAUCAAUCUGUUUCCAAAACCCUUAAAUAAUUUUUAUCAAGAAAUUUGCAAUUAAAAUAUUGGUUUGUCUUUUAUUGACAGUUAAUCUGAUUCAUAAUAUAAUGAUGCAAACAAAAUUUAAGGAAUCAUUAUUGAUAAGUUUGUGCAUUCGUAUUUUCUUAUUUAUUUCAUUUGUUGUUAUUUAUGAAUGUUGUUACUGUGUGAUCUGAAAUGCAAUAUAU